GGACGCGGGCGGGGUAGCGCGGGCCGAGCGCGGAGUCAUGGGCCGGGUUGGGGCCGGGGGCGCGGCGCGGGCGGCAGCGCCGCUGCUGUUGCUGCUGCUCCUCACUCGGCCCCUGCCUGCCGCCGCCGGCGACAGCAAGAAGAGCGAGGCUGGGCUGGUAUCUGAACACUUCUCUCAGGCCCCACAGAAGCUGUCAUUCUACAGCUGGUAUGGCAGCACCCGGCUCUUCCACUUCCGCGUGCCCCCAGACACAGUGCUGCUUCGCUGGCUGCUGCACGUGUCCCAGAGCGGUCCCUCAUGCACUGACGUAGAGAUCACGGUGCAUUUCCGCUAUGGCGCCCCUCCUGUCAUCAACCCGCUGGGCACUAGCUUCCCUGAUAACACCUUGAGCCAGGCCUCCUUCCACAUCAGGGCAUUGCUGAGCACCAUGCUACUGGGCAACACCUCUGUCAACAUCUCUCACCCAGCCCCUGGGGACUGGUUUGUGGUGGCUCACCUCCCUCCCUCUUCCCAGAAGAUCGAGGUGAAGGGCUCUGUUCCUACCUGUGCCUACUUCUUCCAGCCUGAUAUGCUGGCCAUGAGGGUGGUUGAAGUCUCCAUCCUAGAGCCUGAUGUCCCCCUCCCAAAGACGCUGCUCUCCCACGCCAGCUACCUCAAGAUCUUUGUCCCUGAAUACACCCAGGAGCUUCGGUUGGACCUGCAGGGCUGUGUGUCCAGUGUGAGCCCCGGCUGCCCAGUGCGUCUCACAGUGGGUGCAUCCACCCUGCCUAGAAACUUCCAAAAGGUGCUGAGUUGCACUGGUCUCACUCCAUCCUGCCAUUUGCUGCUGUCCACACCACCCUGGGGCCGGUGGCUACAAGUGACAGUUGAGAGCCUGGCAGGACCUCAUGUGUCAGUGGUCUUCAAUGUUGAAGCUGCCUUUACAGUGUGCAGGCCAUGGAGUGUGACCUUCCAUCGUCUUAUGCAAAACAACCCAAACCAGAGCCAUGACACCUCUGUGGGCCGACUGUCCCAAAGCCCUGCCCACUGGGAACUGGGCAGGAGUGGUGGCAUAAGCAGUGGCCCCUUCUGUCUCCUGAACUAUCCAGUCAUGAGAGAAGACACGGACGUGGUGUCUGUACACUUCCAACCCCUGAAUGGGGCCUUCGUGAUGGUGUAUGCAAACAUACCUUCUGUAAUGCAGCUCCGUCUUGACACAGGCAUGGACAGCGGGGGCUCUCUCAUCAUCAGUCUGAGGGCUAACCAGACAGAGAUCACAAAUGGUACCUUGGUAGCAGCUUGUUUGAACGCUGCCUCACCCUUUCUCAGCUUCAACACUUCACUCAACUGUACCACAGCCUUCUUCCAGGGCCAUUCCAUGUUUCUGAGUGCCUCAUCUCCCACGGUCAACCUCAUCAUUCCCUACCCGGAGACAGACAACUGGUACCUCUCCUUGCAGCUUGUGUGCCCUGAGAGUUCUGAGGAAUGUGAACAGGCCGUAGCUCGUGUGGAGACCAUCUUGUAUCUGGUGCCCUGUUUGAAUGACUGUGGGCCUUAUGGCCAGUGCCUCUUGCUCCGUAGAUACGGCUAUCUGUAUGCAGGCUGCAGCUGCAAAGCAGGUUGGCGCGGGUGGAGCUGCACCGACAACAGCACAGCCCAGACUGUGGCCCAGCAGAGGGCAGCCACGCUCCUGCUCACGCUCAGCAACCUCAUGUUCCUGGCCCCCAUAGCUGUGUCCCUGCACCGGUCCUUCCUGGUUGAGGCUUCUGUCUACUUUUACACCAUGUUCUUCUCCACGUUCUACCACGCCUGUGACCAGCCGGGGGAGGCAGUGUUGUGCAUCCUCAGCUAUGACACACUUCAGUACUGCGACUUUCUGGGCUCAGGGGCGUCCACCUGGGUGACAAUUCUUUGCAUGGCCCGUCUGAAGACAAUCCUGAAACAGGUCCUGUUUGUCCUGGGCACACUGGUCAUCGCCAUGUCCUUGCAGAUGGAUCGCAGGGGCAUCUGGAACUUGAUGGGACCCUGCCUCUUUGCCUUUGUGAUCAUGGCCUCCAUGUGGAUGUACCGCUGUGGGCACCGGCGUCAGUGCUACCCCACCUCGUGGCAGCGCUGGGUCUUCUACCUCCUGCCCGGCAUCUCCAUGGCCUCUGUAGGUAUCGCCAUCUACACCUCCAUGAUGACCAGUGAAAAUUACUACUACACGCACAGCAUUUGGCACAUGCUAUUGGCUGGUAGUGCGGCUUUCCUCCUGCCACCGCCAGAGGAGCAGGCCGAGUCGUGGGCUUGCUUGCACAAGUUCCCUUGUCACUAUCAGAUCUGCAGGAAUGACCGGGAUGAGCUGUACACGGUGACGUGAUAGACAUGGCUGGCUCAAGGACACCUGAUACUCUGAUGACCUCUUCAGCUAGGGCAGGGACAAGAGAGGUGCCUAUCUAGCCAGACCAGGUUUCCACCUGAAUAAAAUUGUCCUGCGACCCUUGGCUUCUUUUCCCAGAGGAGAGGACUCCUCCAUCCCUAAAUCUCUGUGGCUGCUGCCACUGUCCUCUGUAGGUCCCAGCUGCUUCUACCUGGAGACCGCAGGUACCAUUUGUGGGCGAAUCACUAUGUUAAGGUUGAAGAUAGAGAUAAGGGAUCCCUAUUGUCCCAUUUGCUUGUGAAGCUGUAAUGUGAGACAUACAAGGCAAGGAAGCCUGAGUCCAUAGAGACCACUGUCCCUAACAGCAUGUACCAUCCUGCCUUGGCAUGGGGAUGCCCUGUUGCUGCCAUUGCUGUGGAUGAGUCCAGGAGCUGAUAAGGCCCGGGGUGGGGGGGCAUGCACUGUCCCUCGUUCUCUGUUGGAGCCACAGAUCCUGAGAAGAACCUGGACUGGCGGGGUACUCAGCUGUAUGAGGAGUGGCCCCAGAAGGCACACACUACCCUACUUAUGUGCCCUCCUCAUCCUAAAGGUCCUACCUAGGUCCUAGUCUAGUGAGCGUUAAUUUGUGUUGUCCCUAGGAUGCUGACCCCCUACUGAAUCAGCUGAGGUUUCAGGAGAGGGUUCUGGAGCCCUGGCCCAAUCUUUCUGGUGCCUCCUGGGGGCUCUAAACUGAUUGGUGCAGUGGUCCUGUUCCACUGUGAGGGCCAACUGCCUUGUGGCCUUGGACCUUUUGUCCUGGUUUUGUCGGGAUAUGGACUUUCUGGGCUGCUCCCCCAGCUACUGACACCCUUUAUUUGGCCACCAAAGCACACUUCAGCCCCCGAAAGGGGAAACAUGUAUAUACUGUUGGGGGUAGCUGGGUAAAAUGUUAAACUGUUCUAUGAAGGCAUAUUUUUAUGUAAUUGAUUAAUUUAAUAUUCUAUAAUGAUUUUUCAAACCAAA
Messenger RNA from Arvicola amphibius (Eurasian water vole), 3340 nucleotides. RefSeq names its product post-glycosylphosphatidylinositol attachment to proteins 6 (gene Pgap6). The record is from RefSeq and is a predicted model, not a curated record. Gene Ontology annotation, cellular component: plasma membrane. Lineage: Eukaryota; Metazoa; Chordata; Mammalia; Rodentia; Cricetidae. The transcript has 13 exons. The coding region runs from base 38 to 2338 and encodes 766 amino acids.